Molecule: messenger RNA, 2902 nt
Organism: Corticium candelabrum
Lineage: Eukaryota; Metazoa; Porifera; Homoscleromorpha; Homosclerophorida; Plakinidae
Product: collagen alpha-1(XXV) chain-like
Exons: 32
Coding region: 688-1947 (419 amino acids)
Biological process (GO): extracellular matrix organization
Molecular function (GO): extracellular matrix structural constituent conferring tensile strength
Source: RefSeq, a predicted model, not a curated record
UGUAGUUUUUACCGUUUCUUCGCAGCAACUCAUCAUUUCGGGUCCACGUGGGCCCCCAGGAAUCGCUGGAAUUCCUGGAUUGCCAGGAGAGCCGGGGGUUCGAGGUCAGCCAGGCCUUCCAGGCUCACCAGGAACCUCUGUAUGUAACUGUGUAAACCUGAGCCAUACUAAAGUCGAUGGAUAUCAAUGAAAUUGUCGGACACUGUUGUAGCUAACGUAUUGAGGGGUGUCCAACUGAUUUUUGUUGCCAAACAUUGAACAGAACAUUUGUGGCAGAGUGACCAUUGACGCCAAAGUAGCCCGGAUGUUUGAAUAUCCACGUGAAAUAUUCUAACAAAUCUGACAAACGGAAUCACAUCAUUGGAACGAGCAAGACAUGUAUUUAUUUGUUUUUAACAUUCAUCCACGCUCACAAUUACAGCAUGGGCAUAAUUAUGGAGCCACCCCAUAACAGCUGAGGCAUGGAAAUCAGCAGUACAUUGCGGAUUUAUGAAUAUACCUGCUCACACACUGAUUCUACAUCAAAUCAUGCUAUUUGGGUAUUUAUAUUGUUCUGAUUGGACGCUUUGGCAACGUGUAGCAGCAAAAAGAUUAAGAGAAUGACCAGACUAACCAUCGCUGCCAUGCAUUACCAUGUCCAAACCGUUCAUGUGACGUCACAAGAGCAGAUGAGAAUAGACUCACAAUAUGCAAGGUCGACCUGGUAGAGAUGGCACGAUGGGACUGCCUGGUCCUCCAGGGAGUGCUCUUGUCUUAAUGCGAGGACUUCCAGGAAAACCAGGAGUCAAUGGGACAGGUGGUUUACCAGGCCUUCCAGGUUAUAAUGGAACAAAAGGACAUAAGGGUGAACGUGGUCCACAAGGAUUUAAUGGAACCGUUGGACAAAAUGGUAAACCAGGGAGGAAUGGUCAGAAGGGAGCUGAUGGACUUCCAGGUAGGAAUGGCACACACGGCACUCCGGGUCAAAUGGGACAUCCUGGCCAGUCAGGAAGACCAGGAACAAAUGGAUCCAACGGAUUUGAUGGUGAAAAAGGAGAGAAAGGAGUUAAGGGUGACAUUGGGCCUAUUGGUGUGCCUGGUCUGAAAGGAUCUAAGGGUGUUUCUGGAGUGAAGGGAUCCAAGGGUGAUUUCGGGAAGCAAGGUCCAGUUGGUUUUACAGGUCCUCCUGGGCAAGCAAUAAAGGGUGAAACUGGAGCUCCUGGCGUUUCUGGAAAUAAAGGAUCAGCUGGUCUUCCUGGUCGUCCAGGAGUAGCUGCAGAUAGAGGAUCCAAAGGUAGUCAGGGUGACAAAGGAGACAAAGGAGAAGUCGGUGAUAAUGGUUCUCAAGGUCUAAAGGGAGCUCAAGGUGUUCCCGGAGUAAAAGGUGAAAAGGGUGACAUUGGACCAGCUGGAAUAAAUGGAACAGAAGGACCUAAGGGAAAACAAGGAGAAGCAGGCCAAUUUGGAACUAAAGGUGACGUGGGUCCAACAGGGCCAAAAGGACGAACGGGUGAUUCUGGAGAGAAAGGAGAUAAGGGCCUGAAGGGAGAUAUUGGAUUGCCUGGACUACAGGGUUCUGGUGGUGGCAAUGGUGAGAAGGGAGUCAAAGGAAAUCAGGGAACAAAGGGAGGAAUGGGGCUACCUGGACCAGGAGGUUUGAAAGGUGAACCAGGUUCAACUGGUGUAGACGGUGCAAAGGGAGAGAAAGGAAAUACUGGUCCUGCCGGUCCACAGGGCAACAAGGGUUCUAAAGGAGCCAAGGGCCAAAAAGGUCAAGACGGAAGAACGGGAGAAAGAGGAGAGCAGGGAAUCAAGGGAGAUCAAGGUGCUGCUGGACCACCUGGACCUGCCGGCCCAAUGUCUACUGCUGGAGGUAAGUGUGAUAAUUACAGAAUGGUAGUCAGAGUUUCUGGAUUAUAUAAAGGGUCAAGGCGAGCUUUUGAAAAGUCUUAUGUAGCUGUCUGGUAGCAAUAUACAGUGAGUCCAACACUUGGAAGGUCCAACCUUUGAUGCGAUAGCUAAAGGAAUUUUGAAAGACAAAAUGAGUUUGUAACCCAACUGCAUGUAAGUCUUUGCACAUCAAUAUGUGGUAUUACUUUACUAUAGUCAAUUGUCUAGUCUGUUCCAAAUUAGUCGAGAGGUUUACGAAAUGAAAUUGGCUUGUUGCAUCAAACCUUGAUCCAACUUGGUUGAGUAGAUUACCUUACUUUACUUGUACUCACAUUAUUUAUAGUCCAGACUCAGAGACUGAACCUUUCUGACAUAUAAUCAAGUCCAACAUUAUCCAAACAAGCUGCUUUUAUGAAACAGGAAAAGGUAACCAAGUUAUGAUAGACCAAGACGUCCUUCUAGAGCUCUUGCGGCUGCUCAAUAACAGCAAAUCGGAUACAACUGAUAAGGCAGGAACCGGCACUGGUCAAAACUCGUCACAGGACGGAUCUCAACAAUUGCUGAAGUUGCCCGAGUGUAAAAGUACUGAAUACUUGACAACACACAACGGGCAGUUGACGUGCAGAUCUAUUAGCGAAGGGCUGGUUGAACUUCUCCAGUGUCGAGAUGGUCAAGUGUUGGAGAUCAAGAAUGGCAGCCCUAGAUGUCAAGACCCUCAGAACGUGCUUCAGUGUACAUGUGAUGCACCAAAUUGCCCUCUGGGAACAUACGUUGCCGGGGACGGUUCGAAAUUAUUCUGUCGUCGUUUCACACUGCAAGAGUACCGUUAUUUUGUUGCGACAACAAAUUGACGGAAAGCAUUUCAUAUUAUUUAUCUAUGUCACGUGAUCACGUUACACCUGCGUAUAUCACGAACUCUUCUGAAAUGCUAUCCCAUUAUCCUCUUCUCUGCUCUGCUCUGUUCUGCUUUAAUCACUGCAACCAGAUAAGUUCCGCGCGCAUGCAUUGAAAUGGUCAUUAUAACUAAAAAACU